Myxozyma melibiosi is the source of this 1512-nucleotide messenger RNA. RefSeq names its product glycoside hydrolase superfamily. Bases 185 to 1375 code for a protein of 396 amino acids. Lineage: Eukaryota; Fungi; Ascomycota; Lipomycetes; Lipomycetales; Lipomycetaceae. The transcript has a single exon. Gene Ontology annotation, molecular function: beta-glucosidase activity. Gene Ontology annotation, biological process: glucan catabolic process. The record is from RefSeq and is a predicted model, not a curated record. Gene Ontology annotation, cellular component: cell surface; extracellular region.
CUCCUCCUCCUCCUCCUCCUCCUCCUCCUCCUCCUCCUCCUCGACCAUCCGCGGCAUCAACGUCGGCGGCUGGCUCGUACUCGAGCAAUGGCUCGGCGGCGCCGACGACCUCUGGGCCCUCGCCUCCGACGCAGUAGACGAGUACACGCUCUGCGACGCGCUCGGCGACGCCGCCUCCGCCGCGAUGAAAACCCACUGGGAAACCUGGUUCACGCAGGACACCGUCAACACGCUUGCCUCGUACGGCCUGACCGCGCUGCGCAUCCCGAUCGGGUACUGGUCGUUCGUCGACGACGCGAGCUCGAUCUCACCGUACGUCUACGGCGCGCAGGAUUACCUCGACCAGGCGAUCGGGUGGGCGCAGAGCGCGGGCAUGAAGGUCUGGGUUGACUUGCACGGCGCUCCCGGGUCGCAGAACGGAUACGACAAUUCCGGGCACGAGGGCUCGGUCGAUUGGCAGACGGGCGAGGGAAACAUCAACCAGACGAUCUCGGUGCUGACGACGAUGGCGGCGAAGUACUCUGGCUCGGACUACGCUAACACUGUAGUCGCGAUCGAGCUCGUGAACGAGCCGAUCUCGUGGGGGAAUAACGACGUCGAGGUCACGCGGCAGUUUUACAUCGACGCCUACGCGUCCGCGCGCGCGGCGUUGACAGAUAACCAGGACCUGAUGAUCAUCAUGCACGACUCGUUCGAGGACCUGUCGUACUGGCAAGACAUGCCGAGCACCGUCGGCGCCUCCUCGUCCUCCGACGGCUCGUCGCAGCAGCUGCUGGGGAUCGACACGCACAGAUACCAGGUCUUUGACGACUCGCAGACAUCGCUCGACGGCGACGGACAUAUCGAGAACGUGUGUUCGCAGGCGAACGAGAUCAGCGCGUCGAACGACUACAUGCCUACGUACGUCGGCGAAUGGUCAGCGGCCGUGAACGUGUGCUUUUUCAGCAACGGCAGUUCUUCCGCGGGAACGUCCUGCGACGAGGACGGGUGCUCGUGCGUGACGGACGACCAGGCGACGUGGACGUCCGACGUGACCGCGUUCGUGCGCAAGUUUGUCGAGGCGCAGAUGGACGUCUGGGAAGGCAAGGGGUCCGGCUACUUCUUCUGGUCCCAGGCCGGACCGGGGCUGUGGAACUUCAUCAAGGGCGUCGAGCAGGGGUGGAUUCCGCAGCCGCUGACGGACCGCGAGUAUCCUUCGCAGUGCGGGUUCUCGCUCUCGGAUAUGACGGAGAGCAGUAGCAGCAAGAAGAUGAUGAUGCACAGACGCGCGGACGAGGCGGUUCAUGUCCGGCGGAGACGGGCGGCGGUCGCGAAGAGGGAACCGCAUGUUUUGGGGGCUCAUCUGGUUGAGCAUCUGGCGCGACAGUUGUCUUAAAAGAGUCGCGAGAAGCUGAAGUUGAUGAAGCAGAGAUAUUUUUCUGCGAGAUAAUGCCUUGUUUUGUUUUUUGUUUCUUGUUUCUUGUUUACUGUUAGAUAUCUGGGUUUUGGUAUGGAGUUUGGGAAUAGACGUCA